Fomitiporia mediterranea MF3/22 is the source of this 6576-nucleotide messenger RNA. RefSeq lists its product as uncharacterized. NCBI's taxonomy places the organism in Eukaryota, Fungi, Basidiomycota, Agaricomycetes, Hymenochaetales, Hymenochaetaceae. The transcript is spliced from 10 exons. The record is from RefSeq and is a predicted model, not a curated record. Gene Ontology annotation, molecular function: ATP binding; methyltransferase activity; ATP-dependent chromatin remodeler activity. Bases 1 to 6576 code for a protein of 2191 amino acids.
AUGACCAGGUUCAGCACAUCAACCGCCUUAAAAGGGCAGUCCACGCUAAACGCGUUCAUAACCAAGAAGAAGCCGGAAAAACGAGCCAACGAGGAUGGCUACACUAGCGACGAUACUGCGGCUGGAGAGGGCGAUGAGGCCUAUGACGAGGUGACUAGGGAAAAAUCUGGAACGUCCGACACUGUGCCGGACAAGAAGGCGUCUCCAGCAAAUUCCCAUCUCCCGCCUCUGAGCGACGUACCUAGUAUUUUCAACGACCUUGUUAGUCGCAUUCCCGAAAUUGCAAAGGUUGCUGAUCAUACGAAGGGUCGCCGAAUACGCGUAGCGACAAUGUGUUCAGGAACAGAAUCGCCACUUCUUGCUCUUGAAUUGAUUCAAGAGUCUAUGCAAAGAAUAUUCUCAACAAAGCUUGACUUCCAUCAUGUAUUUUCGUGCGAAAUCGAGCCUUUCAAACAGGCUUUCAUCGAACGUAACUUUUCGCCGCCAAUUUUAUUUCGCGAUGUCUGCGAGCUGGGUGGUGAAGAAGCGACUACUGCCUAUGGAUCGCGAGAACCUGUUCCGGGAGAUGUGGACCUUCUAAUAGCAGGUACUUCAUGUGUCGACUACUCGACUCUAAACAACGAGAAGAAAGAUAUUGACUCGAAUGGAGAAUCCGGGAGGACAUUCCGAGGGAUGUUAUCGUGGGUGGAUAAGCAUCGUCCUCCCCUUGUUAUCCUGGAGAACGUAUGCGGUGCUCCAUGGAACAAGGUUGUCAGUCAUUUCGGGAAUAUACAAUACAGCGCUGCGUAUUUUCGUGUUGACACAAAAAAUUUCUACAUCCCACACACGCGUACACGUGUCUACCUUCUUGCAGUGCAUCAGGAAAACUCGAAAAUACCCGAUUCGUGGCGUACCCUUGUCAACAGGCUGGAGCGGCCAGCAUCGACAACGCUCGAUUCUUGGAUGUUACCGACUGAUGAUCAGCGGAUUCAUCAGGCGCGUCAGAAACUUGUGCGAGAAAGCUUCGGUGCACUUGACCGUCGCACAGGUCGAACAGACUGGGGUCGCUGUGAGUCUCGGCAUCAACGCGCGCGGCUUGAAGAAGGUCUAGGACCAAAACGACCUCUGACAAGUUGGGAAGAAGGAGGAUUUUGUAAACUCCCUGACUUUGCAUGGGGAGAUUGGGGCGUCGUUCAAGUCGAGCGUGUCUGGGAUCUCAUGGACAUUUCGUUGCUGCGUAAAGCGAAGCAAGGCGUUGAUCCGUCUUUUAAGACCGAAGUGUGGAACUUAUCCCAGAAUGUUGAUCGAGAAAUCGGUUCAAAGCGGCUUGGAGUAUGCCCAUGCCUAACACCAUCGAUGAUCCCAUAUAUUACGAACAGAGGAGGGCCGAUAGUUGGCAUUGAAGCACUGUCGAUGCAGGGAUUGCCCGUCAACAAAUUAUUGUUGACACGGGAGUCUGAGGACCAGUUGGCUGACUUGGCGGGGAACGCAAUGUCCACAACUGUCAUCGGCGCAUGUAUGCUCGCUGCUCUAGUUGUUGGUAGGGACCUGCUGAAGAGAGGCCAUGACAAGGAUACCUACGAAGAGAAGGCCGGAGUAAUCGAGGCAGAGAGUGUCCAGAAUCAUGUCAUGGAUGUGGACCCGGUGCAUACUAAUGUCGAGGCGUCUAUUCGAGAGGAAAGCCUGAUAGAGCACCCCCUCAAUCUUUCAUCUACAAUGGAAGCCUCAUUAUCUAAGCUUAUUGAGGAAGCGCAAGCAAGUGUUCGCUUAUGUGAAUGCGAGGGUCGGACCGACAUCACUUAUCGAGUACUAAACCGAUGCAAGGACUGCGGCACAACUUCUUGCGAGAAGUGUGGUGGACGACCAGAACAUGCCUACCGUCCAAUUGUUUUCAGCAAGCAUCCGAGAAUUCAACCCCAAUUGUUUGCACGCAAACUGAAAGCCACCUUGCCAAUGUGCAUCUCUUUAUGUGGGUUUACAGAUGAUCUCUUGAGUUGUCUGCGGGCACGUCAUGCAACUGAUAUACCAGAGAAGAAGUGGAAUGCAUGGCGCUCUGCUUUAAUGCGCGUUGUAGAAUUCGAGCAUCGCUUCGUUGAGCUAAAGAGACAAGAAAUCUGGAUUGCGACAUUCACUUCUCCGUGGAGUACUCUGGAACUUCAAUUGCACCCACAGCAGCCUGAAUGGCGCCUCUUUGCACACGCUGACAAAAAAGAACCCGCUAACAGCGAGAUACGGUCCAUCUUGGAGCUUCCUGUUGCACGAAUGCGCUGCAAGUCUGGGCUUUUGGAUGGUUGCUGGGAAAUUGCGCUUCCAAGACCUUCUCAAGUAAAAGUAUCUAUAAGAGGGACUGGCGAGAAGGUACCUGCGUGGCAAGCUCGUCUUGGGCUUCAGGGCGUAUACAAGGAUCAGACCGUCUUCAGUAAACUUGUGAUUUCUGUGCCGGAAGAUGCGGCAGGUUCAUUUGAUCGCAACAUCUCUGGCACUUAUGCAUUACUAGAUAAAUGCGGCACUGCUACAAAUGCCCUGCACCGCAAAGAGGGUGAUCAUGGCCAUAUGCAACCACCGCUUUUCCUCUUUUUAGACCCGACUCGGUGUGGUACAACUGAUCGGGAUGCGUUUGUCUUUUCAAUCAACACCCGGCGAUACCAGUUUGGCGAGACACGGCCCCUUAUAUGCAAGCUUGAUUCAAAGUGGAGACAGGCAGACGUUGGCGAGGAGGGUAGGCCUGUCACUUGUCAUAUUCCCUGUAUAUGGGUGAAGUCAGAUAUGAUCAAGAUGCAGUCCUCAAAAGGUCGCGAAGCGAGCUUUGCGACACCGUCAACUUCGUUCGUAGUGAGCAUGUCUACCGACGACUGUAUUAGUGCAAAAGCCUUGCUCGUAUGCAAAGUGCCCUUAAAGGAUCAAACAGACGCAGUAUGGCCACGCGGAAAAUGGGUUGAAGUAGACAAAGUCCACGAACGUGUAACGUUCCGGGCCCUUUCAUGGCUCAUUGAACGCAUUGUACAUGAGAAUGAACAGUUCAAUCAGUGGUUAGAAGUGACCGUGCCGAACAAUUCAAUCACGCACAAGUGUGGACGCUGUGCUCCUGCACCUCCGGGUAUCCUGUGGAUUCGAAACGAGAAUGGUAAAGUCCGUGCUGUAGAAGACGCCCUCCAAGCUGGGGUAUACGAACGCGACCUCAAGAACCGGCCAGCAGUAUUUGUCACCCAAUUGCGGUUGGAUGAGGGGACCCGCGUUGGAGUUGUCCGAAUUGGCGUGAACUUCCAGUCGCUGAUUCAUCGAGCAUAUUCCCGUUUGCCUACCCUUGACCGUGCGGCAAAUCCUACAUUCUCGUGGUAUUUAAACACGAAUUUCACUGAUUAUCCGAAACUGAAUUUGCCGAAAUUCAUACUGACAAGCAACCGUAAAGAUACAAAGGUCGACCAACCGGAACAUUUCAAGAUACCGUUGCGGCCAGAACAACUGCGUUCACUUAGCUGGAUGCUUAGACAAGAGUCGCUAGAUGCGAAACCGUUUAUUGAAGAAGAAAUCGCGGAAGCAGUAUUGGGACCCCUCAACUGGCGUGCACAAGGGCGAGCACAGCGUCCAGUAUUUGUUCGCGGUGGUGUUCUCGCCGACGAAGUUGGAUACGGGAAGACAGCAAUUACGCUCGGUUUGAUCGACAGUGGUGCAAAGUGCAUCAGGCAGGAACCGCGACCGCCUUCUGCGCAGCUUAGUGGCAAAAUUUAUGUGAGAAGCACACUGAUUGUCGUUCCUCCCCACCUUACACGCCAGUGGGGUUCAGAGGUGAAUAAGUUCACUGGUGACCUUUUCACUGUGGUCAUCGUCUCAACUGCUAGUAGCCUCAACUCGUUGACUAUCAAAGACGUCCAAGAAGCUGACAUUGUCAUUGUGGCUUCAAAUCUCUUCCACAGUAGUGUUUACCUUGCCAACCUCGAGGCAUUUGCUGCAGGCGGGACUUUACCAAGCCAAGACGGCCGUUUCUUUAAUGCAAGGCUAGAUCAUAUCCUAGGAUCACUUCGUGAUCAAGUCGAACAGCUUCGCACCAAUGGUUCAGAGGCAGUCAUGCAGGCGAUUCUUGAUGCUCGCAAGAAAGAUAAUGAAGCCGAUGUUUUCGUACAGAAGAGGCGAGUCAAGGGUGCGAAAGCACGCGUACCAGCUGAGAUUGAAUCAGGGAGCAGGCCAAAUGAUUCAAUGUAUGUAGAUGAAGAGCACCCGCGCAUACCGCCCCCGUCAAAUAAAAUUGUAGAGGUCGUCAUCCCGGUGCACAGGAGCCCGAGCACCGUUGCACGGUCGUACUCUUCAGAUGCUGAAGUGUCCGCACCGCCAGCGUCCGAAGCAACCUCGGCCGUGGAAUCGUCGGACGUGGACAGCACGACACGCCGCCUUCGAAAGUGUACAGGUCGAAUUUCCCUCAUUGACUCUGACUCUGACGAAGUUGACGUUCGGCCGAAAGGCUUGAGUACGACUAAAGCUUCCGCGAAGUCCACCUCGAGUUUGAGAUUUAAGAAACCAAUAAAGCGCAAAGCUGAGUCCUCUGAUUACGAAGACUCACUAUCCGAAUCCGAGGAGAAAAGGGACGAGUCCGAUGGUGUAAAUGAACAUACAGACUUUGGGCAUGCCAAGAAGCUGGUCAAACGGCCUUCAAAGCCGAGUCGCCUGCUGAAAAGAGCAAAAACCUCUACCGAAAUUACGCGGGAUAUGGUGAACGGUGGCCCCCUCAAGGCGGUGUCUAUAGCGAGUAAAACGGCUUCUGCAAAGAUCAAGCAGGUGAAACCGAUGAAGUUGAGGGAGGAAAGUGACCCGUGGAAACUAAAGACCAAAGCAAAAAACGAUUGGGAACAAAUGCAUUCUCCACCCCUGGAGAUUUUUCAUUUCGCUCGUAUUGUCAUUGACGAGUACACGUAUUUGGAAGGGAAAAUCCUUUCCAUGGUGCAGAGGCUCACGGCGACUCGUCGAUGGGUGCUUUCAGGCACCCCUCCCAUCCACGACUUUGCUUCCUUGAAGACCAUAGCUGCUUUUCUCAACGUUCAUUUGGGCGUUGAUGAUGACGGAGAAGGUCAAUCUGCGUCAGUCAAGAAGAGGCAGAGGGAGCAGACUGACUCGGAGAAGUUCCACUCGUUCCGCGAGGUUCAUACCAAUGAAUGGCAUGCACAUCGUCACCAACUUGGUCAAAAAUUCUUAGACCAGUUUGUUCGACAAAACAUCGCCGAAAUUGAUGAAAUCUCAUGGGUUGAAAAAAUUGAAUUGGUCAAUUUGCCAGCAGCUGAACGUGCCAUCUACCUUGAAUUGGAACAUCAUUUGCGUGCGUUGGAUAUGACAAUUAAGCGUGGGCGGAAGUCUGAAAGCGAUCGCGAGAAACGAUUAGCUCAGUCUCUUGGAGAAAGCAGCUCUGCUGAAGAGGCUUUGCUGAAGCGUUGCUCACAUUUUGACCUCGACGUCAAUGAAGAGAAUGCAAUGAAGGCUUGUGAAGUCAUCGUCCGCGAGCGCACGAAACAGCUUGAGGAUUGUAAGCGAGAACUCGUAGAUAAGCUACAACAUGCAUUGGCGCUUCAAAGUGAAAUCGGAAAAACCGACUCCGAAACGUACUUCCAGGAGUAUGUACGUGUAACUCAUAACGAAGGAGUCGGUGAUAAGGACGCUACUUCGAUUGCUCUUGAACAACUGAAGAUGGCCGGUAUUGAAGGUCCAUUGUCUUGUCCGUCAAAUAAAUCAGCCGACUCGCGGAAGAACGUCAAGGACAAAGGGAAAGCCAAGGGUGUCUCAAACGGCAUCAGUGAUUUGAUCUGGGAUAUCCGAGAACAGACCCAUGAGAUUCGGAGAUUGACAAAGGAACUCGUUGGCCGUGUCCGGUCGCUGCGUUAUUUCACUGUUGUUCGAGACUUACAGAAACAGUCGGGCAUACCUUCGACUGCCUCUUGUCCCUCGUGUGCAAACCAAAAAAUCCCAAUUGAGGAUAUUGCCGUGCUAUCGUCUUGCGGCCAUAUUGGUUGCAUAAAGUGUGUGAUGAGCUGUGCAGAACGCGAGGAAUGUGUUUGUGCCCAAUCUGGCGGAUGCAAUGCUGCGGCUCGCGUUCUUAACAUCGUCAAGGGCGACACUCUUGGUGUUGAUGAUGUUGCUCGGGAUGGCACUGGAAAACAUUUUGGGGUUAAGCUCGAAAAGAUUGUUGAGCUCAUACAGAAACGAAUACCUAACCAAGAACGUGUCUUGGUAUUCGUACAGUUUCCGGAUCUCAUGAAGAAGGUAGCGGCGGCGUUCAGUGCGAACAAAAUCAAGUUUCUCGAAAUCAAAGGCAGUGCUUCCCAGAAGUCAAAGAAUCUAGAGAAGUUCCAGAAUGAUUCCGAAGAAAGAGUGCUGCUCUUAAACGUCACUGAUGAGAGUGCCAGUGGCGCUAAUCUUACAGGCGCAAACCACGCGAUUUUCGUCAACCCUUUGCUGACGAGCACCCAAGAGAUCUACGAGGCGUGCGAGACUCAGGCGAUCGGGCGUGUGCGACGAUAUGGGCAGACAAAACUUGUACAUAUAUGGCGAUUUCUCAGCCUAGGCACGAUUGACGUUGAGAUCUUUGAGCAGCGGACUAAGAAAAAAUUAUUAUGA